Molecule: messenger RNA, 3299 nt
Organism: Salvelinus fontinalis (brook trout)
Lineage: Eukaryota; Metazoa; Chordata; Actinopteri; Salmoniformes; Salmonidae
Gene: b3galnt2
Product: beta-1,3-N-acetylgalactosaminyltransferase 2
Exons: 12
Coding region: 165-1658 (497 amino acids)
Cellular component (GO): membrane
Molecular function (GO): hexosyltransferase activity
Source: RefSeq, a predicted model, not a curated record
CAUCGUCAUCAGAACAGGAGCGAGGCAGACAUGUGACAUUUAGCACAGAAAUGUACAAGAGGCACAUACCGUUUCAUGCUACACACAGAUAACAACACACCACUACCGGACCCAGUUUAUAGCCUACUCGUUAACCGUUGGAAUCUCCACCGAGCGAUCCGUCCAUGCGAAGCCUAGUCUUGCUUCUAGUUCCGUGUGUUGUCGCGGUAGUGGUGCACUUCUGGUUGUGGACAAACAGAGCGACCAUCUCGUUGGAGAAAGAUUAUGACGAGGACUCGGCAGCAUCUCCCUGUGGUGAGGUGCUGGUGGGGGUGUUGUCUGCCAGACAUCACUAUGAUCUCAGACAGGCUAUAAGACAGACGUGGUUGGGAUACCUCCGGGACCAGACGCACUACCGACACAGGGUGCAGGUGAAGUUUAUCAUUGGGGAACAUGGCUGUCCCAUUCCAGAAGAGGACAGAGAGGAUCCCUAUGCAUGCUCCCUCAUGAACUUCACAGACCCAGCUCCAGGGCAGGAUAAGGAGAUGGCGCUGGUGGAGGUGUCUGAUCCGUCUGCCCUUGUCCCUGGGGAGGUCUCCUCUGUGGCCUUGGACUUCAAGGUCCUCCACCCCCUAGUCAUCACCAGGUUUGGGGUGUUCCCUACGGGACCUCACAUGGAGAUAGAGGGGAAUGUCACUGUCAGGCUGCUGCAGCUGGAACAACAGGAGGCAGUGGUGACAGCCUGCUUCAGCCCGGUCAGUCCUGGAACAAGUCAGAACGGCGUGUGGUACAAACCAGUGGAGUGGUUCAUUCUGCCCAAGGGCUUUGAGGGGACUCUGGUCUGGGAGAGUCCUGACGUAGCUGGUCUGACUACGGUCAACACAUCCCGGGUGACGCUGAACAACGGCGGAGGAGUCCUCAAGUUUUCCUCUAUUGAGGAGGGGACGUUGCCUCACAGGAGUGCUCUGAGCUUCCCAGGAUUGGCUGGAGGGUUCACCUUCAAAAUCCAUAACGUGGCCUCCCUGUGGGAGGUGCUGCAUGGCCGCCAGGGGCGGCUCCAGAGCCAUGGUGCCAGCCUGCAGAUGGAGGACAGGUCUCUGGAGCAGGAGGCUCUGCGAUAUGGAGACAUAGUGUUUGUGGAUGUAGUAGAUACAUACAGGAACGUGCCUUCUAAACUACUGCAGUUCUAUAAGUGGUCGGUGGGAAACGCUGCGUUUGAUCUGCUCCUGAAGACGGAUGAUGAUUGUUAUAUUGACGUGGACAAGGUUUUAACGAAGAUCGACCACAAGGGCUUGAAGCGACGCAACUUCUGGUGGGGGAAUUUCCGUCAGAGUUGGGCGGUGGACCGCAUUGGGAAGUGGCAGGAGCUAGAAUACGCCAGUCCCGCCUACCCGGCCUUCGCCUGCGGCUCGGGGUACGUGGCCUCCAGGGACCUCGUCCAAUGGCUGGCCAGCAAUGCAGAGCAACUCAAGGCCUACCAGGGGGAAGAUGUGAGCAUGGGGAUCUGGAUGGCUGCUGUUGGACCACAGAAAUACCAGGAUGCAGGCUGGCUGUGUGAAAAGGAGUGUUACCAGGACAUGCUGUCGUCACCCCAACACUCCCCCGAGGAGCUCCGCUCGCUCUGGGCUCGGAAGAGGGCCUGUGGGGACCCCUGUGGAUGUCCCUGGGGACACAGCUAACGUUAGCUAACAGUCUGGGGACACAGCUAACGUUAGCUAACAGUCUGGGGACGGGUUUGUUGGCUAACAGUCUGGGGACGGGUUUGUUGGCUAACAGUCUGGGGACGGGUUUGUUGGCUAACAGUCUGGGGACGGGUUUGUUGGCUAACAGUCUGGGGACGGGUUUGUUGGCUAACAGUCUGGGGACGGGUUUGUUGGCUAACAGUCUGGGGACGGGUUUGUUGGCUAACAGUCUGGGGACGGGUUUGUUGGCUAACAGUCUGGGGACGGGUUUGUUGGCUAACAGUCUGGGGACGGGUUUGUUGGCUAACAGUCUGGGGACGGGGUUGUUGGCUAACAGUCUGGGGACGGGGUUGUUGGCUAACAGUCUGGGGACGGGUUUGUUGGCUAACAGUCUGGGGACGGGUUUGUUGGCUAACAGUCUGGGGACGGGUUUGUUGGCUAACAGUCUGGGGACGGGUUUGUUGGCUAACAGUCUGGGGACGGGUUUGUUGGCUAACAGUCUGGGGAAGGUAGUAACCUGUUCACUGCAAAUGAGCCUUGUUGAAACACAACUCUAUAGGUAUCAUCGUCUCAGUAGGAUUGCUGAUCUAGGAACAGGUCCCUCCUGUCCAUGUUAACUUAGUAAUUAUGAUCUUAAACGCUUAACUGAUCCUAGACCAGCACUCUUGAGACGCUCGACACAUACAGCCCUGGGUCUCUACAGUGUACAAAACAUUAGGAACACCUUCCUAAUAUUGAGUUGCACCUGUUCAAAGGCACUUAAAUAUGUUUUCUUGCCCCCUUUACCCUCUGAAUGGCACACAUACACAAUCCAUGUCUCAAAUCUCAAGGCUUAAAAAUUCUUCUUUAACCCGUCUCCUCUCCUUCAUCUACACUGAUUGAAGUGGACUUAACAAGUGACAUCAUAGCUUUCACCUGGAUUCACCUGGCUAGUUUGUCGUGGAAAGAGCAGCUGUUCCUAAUGUUUUGUACACUGCGUACACCUAAUGGUUUGUACAAUAUUUUAACGCUGAGGACUACAGUGAUUUGACCGGGACAAUGGAUACCGGUUUCUGAACAGUGACAUUUCCUGUCAAAUGGCAAGAUGGCGGCGUAACCAAAUGUAAAGUGCUGAAUCACGUGGGUGAGACGUGGAUGACCAUGCUACGGUUCAUUCCACUGGUGUUUAUUUAGUAAAUUAUUCUCCCAAGCUACUCAUCGUCAAGCCUCAUCAGUAUUUGUAGAUUUCAAACCAACACAGUUUGUCCCACAUGACCCCCUAUGUUACCAUCUAGUGCACUAGUUUAGACGUAUUUGGGAUGCGGUCAGAGGUUGUGAAACGAAGUACAGUACAAUACCAACCCAUUGUAUUGUCAGGCACCACAUAAAUCUUUCUUUGGAUUACAGUUGUUGGUAUCUACACCUUUUUAUUCACCUGAGAAUGAUAUCAAUGAAUUUGUUCAACACAUUUUUUUUGUAGAUAUGUAUUGUAUUGAACAGUCCCAAAUGGCACACCAUUUACCUAGCUAGUGCACUACUUUUGACCAGAACCUUACUUAAUAGAGGGAAUAUGGUUUGGGACAGCGAUACAGGAAGCACGUGAUCAAUUGAGCACAUUCCAGAUUGGUCAAUAAAAAAAACAUCACCUCUCUGAAACAA